GGCGAAGCCGCCAGCAGUAUAUUGUGCGUCUCAUUUGGAUUCGCUGGCAGUUUCCACGUAGCAACAUCCGUAGAUUUUCAUAUUUUUAUAUAACGAUUGCUGCUGACAUAAAAGUAAAAUGGUUCUGACUGCACCAAAAGUGAAAUUUUAUAACGGCUAUGAAGUGCCGAUCUUCGGCUUAGGCACAUGGAAGUCUAAACCAGGAGAAGUUAUACAAGCUGUAAAAGAUGCGAUCGAUAUCGGCUACAGACACAUCGAUGGAGCUCACGUUUAUGGUAAUGAGAAGGAAGUUGGUGCUGCUGUCAAGGCAAAAAUAGCUGAAGGUGUCGUGAAGAGAGAAGAUCUAUUUAUCACCAGCAAGCUGUGGAAUACCUUUCAUAGUCCCGAACUAGUUGAACCAGCCAUUAAAAAAACGCUAGCUGACCUUGGUCUUGAUUACGUAGAUUUGUAUUUAGUUCAUUGGCCACAUGGAUUUAAAGAGGGUGGAGAUCUUUUUCCUACAAGUGCUGACGGUAGUAUUCAGUUGAGCGACGUAGAUUAUCUCGAUACUUGGAAAGCUAUGGAAGGUGUGCUGGCCAAAGGUCUGGCGAAAAACAUCGGCGUCAGUAAUUUUAAUUCUGAACAGAUUACCAGAUUGCUAAAAAAUGCAACGGUUAAACCUGUUACAAAUCAGGUUGAAUGCCAUCCAUACUUGACGCAAAAAAAGCUAUCAGACUUCUGCAAGGAAAGAGACAUUCUUAUUACAGCUUAUAGUCCACUCGGAUCACCAGAUAGACCAUGGGCCAAGCCUGAUGAUCCAAAAUUGUUAGAAGACAAGAAAUUAAUUGAUCUCGGAAAAAAAUAUAAUAAGACUCCUGCACAAAUACUUAUUCGUUAUCAGGUGGAUCGUGGCCAUAUAGUGAUUCCUAAGUCAGUUACAAAGUCACGAAUUACUCAAAACAUGGACGUAUUUGACUUUAAACUUUCACCUGAAGACAUUGCUUAUAUUGACACCUUUGAUUGUAACGGAAGAAUUUGUCCAGUAGAGGGGUUGAAAGCCAGCCGUUAUUAUCCAUUUAAUAUUCCAUUCUAAGGAAUCAAAAUGAACAAAUAAAGUUAUGAUAUGUCUGCGUCUGUCUUCUAUUAAACUUUUCGCAUUUUAAUUUUUGCAAACAUAUUUUUAAA
Messenger RNA from Trachymyrmex septentrionalis, 1164 nucleotides. RefSeq names its product aldose reductase-like. Gene Ontology annotation, cellular component: cytosol. Gene Ontology annotation, molecular function: aldose reductase (NADPH) activity. NCBI's taxonomy places the organism in Eukaryota, Metazoa, Arthropoda, Insecta, Hymenoptera, Formicidae. The coding region runs from base 119 to 1072 and encodes 317 amino acids. The transcript has 5 exons. The record is from RefSeq and is a predicted model, not a curated record.